This is a messenger RNA of Cyphellophora attinorum, 1626 nucleotides long. RefSeq names its product Golgi pH regulator B. The record is from RefSeq and is a predicted model, not a curated record. The transcript has a single exon. Lineage: Eukaryota; Fungi; Ascomycota; Eurotiomycetes; Chaetothyriales; Cyphellophoraceae. Gene Ontology annotation, cellular component: membrane. Bases 1 to 1626 code for a protein of 541 amino acids.
AUGACGUCUCUCAUCUCUUCCGAUGACUGUGACGACUGCUCGCCGAUGCAUUCCCACUUCGGUCCUAAGGCGGCCUUCUCAACCGUUCCUUUCAUAACUACGUUUGGUCUCGUCACAUUCAUCGCCUAUCGAAAGGUACAUCCACUCUUGUCACCGGCGGCCCCGACAUCGAGCACCCAGCAGUCCUCGAAAGGUUUGCCACCAACGCUCCCAACACCCUCCACAUACAGCGAACCACCAACGCAAUUCCUCAUCCGGCGGUUUGCUGCCCUCACCUUCGCCUCCACGAUCGCGCUAUCGGCCGUGCUCACAGAGCUACUGCUGUGCGAGAUCUCCAACUCAUUCAACCCGACUGCUCGUAGCGUUGCAUUGCAGGUCACGGUCGCAUCUCUGCUGGGGUUACUGGUGAUCGCAAUACCGGUAUUGGGCAUACACACGGUGGUGACGAGCAAUGGACAGCGCAUCAAAGAUGCAAGCAAUAGGAAGAAGAGAGUAGCAUGGGUAGUCGAGGCUGUUGGUUAUGCUGCGUUCUUGUGUCUGUUCUGGGCAUUGGGCGCACUGUUGCCUGACGCAGCUACUCCCUCGGACGAGGUGAAGCGGAAGGGUUUGAAUCUGUUCCAGGCUUGUCUGGACAGACUAGGCAUCACAGGUGUUACACUCAUGGCAUUGCUCUCCGGCUUUGCUUCCGUCAGUGCCAUCUGGCAGAACUUCGGUCCCAAAGCAAAGCUGGUAGCGGACGGGGAUAUCAAGAGAAAGGAGACGGGCUACGAUGCGACGAUGGAAAUGGUUGACGAGAAGAAAGCACGACUGAAUAUGAUCCAGCGCCGGAUGACAGACCCGGCUUCGGCGACUAGCACGAAUGCUUCAUUUUGGAGUCGUGCGGCGGGCUCGAUACUGCCGUUGGGAAAGAACACGGAUUCACAAGAGAAGCAGACACUUGAAAUGGAGAUCUCGGGUCUGGAGACCAUGGCUGCGAGCCUUGAGUCGAGCUUGAGUGUGCUAAGAGGACGAAAGGCAGACCAGAUGAGAGAGAAGACAACAUUUGGUCGAGCCCAGCUUGCAUUCGGAGUGGCAUUCUCCUGCUACUGUAUCUACCGCAUCAUUGCGACCACCAUCAACAUCUUUCGGCGCGUCGCAUUUGGCACGCACUCGAACAAGAGCGACACGGACCCAGUCACAUACGGCAUUGCGCUCUUCGCGCGACACGUCUACCCUUCGAUUGACCAAGCGAGUUGGGCGCAUCAGAUCUCCUUUCUGCUGUCUGGAGUCAUGCUCUUCGCGAGUUUCAACGCUGUCACGCAGACAUUCUACCUCUUUGCCCGCAUCAUGCCGCAUGGCGUUCUCCAGGCAACGAGGACGAAUUUCGCGCUGCUCAUCAGUCAAAUCAGUGGAAUGUACGUGAUCUCGUCGGCACUGAUGCUGCGGGGGAUGAUGCCGGAGAAGGUGGGGAGCGUCAUCAACAGUGCUCUCGGGGCAGGGCUGCUAGAGCCGGCUUGGACGCAACGGUGGUUCGAGGGCUGGUAUAUGGCGGCGGUGGUCGUGACUGUGCUGGGUAUUGGUAUCACGAGGAGUUGGAAGUGGGAUGUUGAUGAAGGUGGUGGAUGGGAGAGGGAGGCGUCGAGAUGA